AUGGACACUCCAUUACUCCCAAAUAAGAACUAAUCAGAGAAUUAUAGACAGAAUAAUACUUAAGAGAAGAAACAUCUGACCAAAGGCAUUUCCCUAGCAAUCUUGAACUCCUUUAUAUAAGUGAUGAUAGGCAUGCUUUAUAAACUUACUUUUAUAAACUAUCCAAAGUUAAACAGCCUGGAUAUUUAGUUUUAUAAGGGAGCUUUUGAGAUGAUUAUUAUCGCAGUUACUUUAGUAAUUCUCAGUAAAACAUAAUAUAAGAUUGCACUAGAUCAAUUUUAAAUUUCUAUUCCUGAGAGAAAAUGGUUAAUCGUAAUAGUUUUAUUUGGAUGCUGUGCAAAUUAUCUAGUGGUUACUGGUAUUAACUAUGUAUAUCUAGCUUUGGGAAGCCUACUUAACAAUACUUUCCCUAUAUUUACAAUUAUCGUAGCCUUUUUCUUGGUCAAAGAGUUGCCAAAGCCCAUUUAGAUCAUAAUAAUAUUUGCAACUCUAGGUGGUGUAAUAUUGAUGUCAAUAAAUUCAUUUAAACAAUCAGAGCCAUCUAAAUAGAAUGAAUUUCUGGGAGUUGUAAUGCUUAUUGGAUCUGAGAUAGCAGGGGCUGUGUCUUUUGUAUCCAUCAAGAAAAUAAAAGAGACUAACCUACUGAUUAUCUGCUUGCUAAAAUUCUUUGUUAUUUUCUUGAUAAGUGCCAUUUUUGUGGUGAUUAAUUACUUGGUUAUGUUUGAAUAAGGUAAAAACAUAUAUUUAGACAUGACUGGAUACUUGAUGCUAUUUUCCAUUGCUGCUCUUGAAAUAUUGAUUAACUUGCUGUUGUUUAAAUCAAUGCAAAUUGAGAAGGCAGGGUUGAUUGCAAGUAUGAAUUUCUUCUGUUUGAUAUGGGGAUUAAUAGGAGACGUAGUAAUUUUUAACUAGACAUUCACAAAUUAUGAAAUAAUUGGAGGUAUUAUAGUUUUUCUCUUUACUACAUCAAUAAUAUUUACAAACUGA
Stylonychia lemnae is the source of this 987-nucleotide messenger RNA. NCBI's taxonomy places the organism in Eukaryota, Ciliophora, Spirotrichea, Sporadotrichida, Oxytrichidae. The record is from the annotation of a GenBank genome assembly.